GGUACGGUUGUUUCUGACCCGCCCCUUCCGUGCGUCGCUCACAUAACCACGCCCCUGGAGCGCCUUGGCCGGCACCCGGAAAACGUUGAUGGGGUGAAGCUGUAUCUUGUCGUGUUUCUCUAGCAAUUGUCUCAGGCGCAGAUGGCCACCUAGUGAUUUGUCUGACUCUGUUGGGUCUGGGUCACUUGUUUCCAACUGUUAAGGGCUUGCAGCCCAGUAGACCCGAUACAUUUUUGAAAGUGGAAAAAAAAACCUUCAAAGCAGUAUCUCAUCUUUCCUAGAUGUUUCAUGGAACAAUCACAGAAGAGCUAACCAGUCAUGAAGAAUGGAGUCACUAUAAUGAAAACAUAAGAGAAGAUCAAAAAGAUUUUGUUUUUGUGAAGUUCAAUGGCCUUCAUUUAAAGUCUAUGGAAAAUUUACAAUCUUGCAUCUCUCUUAGAGUAUGCAUCUUCUCAAACAAUUUUCUUACAGAUAUUCAUCCACUUCAAAGUUGUGUAAAAUUAAUCAAACUUGAUCUCCAUGGAAAUCAGAUAAAGAGUCUACCAGAUACCAAAUUUUGGAGUGGAUUGAAGAACCUAAAACUCCUCUAUCUUCAUGACAAUGGGUUUGCAAAGUUAACGAAUAUAUGUGUAUUAUCUGCCUGUCCAAGCCUCAUUGCCCUCACUAUGUUUGAUUGUCCAGUAAGCCUUAAAAAAGGAUAUAGACAUGUUCUUGUUAACAGUAUAUGGCCUCUCAAAGCACUGGAUCAUCAUGUGAUUUCUGAUGAAGAAAUAAUUCAGAACUGGCAUCUUCCUGAAAGAUUCAAAGCAUGUAACCAUAGAUUUUUCUUUAAUUUCUGCCCAGCUUUGAGAAAGGGAACAACCUAUGAAGAGGAAAUUAAUAAUAUUAAAUAUAUUACUUCAAAAAUUAACAAAAUUUUGGCUCAUAAUUCACCAGUUCUGAUUGUUCAAAGAUGGAUUCGUGGUUUUUUAGUUAGAAAGAAUUUGAGGUAUGUUUUGUUUUCUUUACCAUUGAAUAUUGAAAUAAAAAGGUGAAGAAAUAAGUGAUAAAAAGUCAAUUCUCCAAAAAUGUGCAUUUUUGUAUUAUCUUUCAUCAAAAUGACAUGGUGUAUUUGACCUACUCUAAGAAAAAUACCACAGACUCUAUAGUAAUAUAAGAUUUGGCAUAAUCAACAUUUGAUAUUUUUUCUAUUCAAUUUACAUAUAAAUACAAAUGUAAGCCAUGGACUAUAUAAUGGAAUACAAUGAAAAUAGAAAACACAGAACAUAUAUGGAAGAUUUUAUAUUUUAUUUAGAUGUAUAUACAAUUUUGCUGAGACAUCUGCUGCCACAUCAAUCUAUAUUGUCCUUUAUUUAGUUGUCUUUUCCUCUUUUCUUGUUUCUUGCAUUCCUUUGCAGUAGCUAAGCUUUGCAAAUAAAUUAAACCCUUUUGCUAGAAUUUCUCA
This is a messenger RNA of Callithrix jacchus (white-tufted-ear marmoset), 1444 nucleotides long. Lineage: Eukaryota; Metazoa; Chordata; Mammalia; Primates; Cebidae. The record is from RefSeq and is a predicted model, not a curated record.